AUGCAAAGAGGUCGCUAUCUGCCUCUGCUCUCGACCCUGUGUGACAUGGGCUUUUGGGAUGAGUCGGAGAACAGAAAAGCGAGCGUCGCUCAAGUUAGGAUAAAAAUGCGACGGCACAGGGUGUUCUUGCUUUGCACUGUGGGCCUGUGUGUGAUCUCCUUCUUGCAUUACUACAAGGCCCUACACUACGUCUCCUUGUUGCGAGAACUCUCUGCCCCUUAUCCCAACAUCAAGUCCUUCAUCAUGGUCACCGGUUUCUUCUGGAAGGAAAGAGAUAUGCCUUUGUCCAGCACUUUCUCAGAUGAUGGCCCCGCCCCGGUCAUACGACCCUCUGACCCCAGAGCUUGGGAUUCCAGGGCCGUGGAGCAGCAGCCCAAACCAGAGAUAAACGUGGAUAAAGACUUGAGGGUCCCACGAGCAUGGGGGAGAUUGGAUGUAGCAAAGCAGAAAGAGGGAGAUGCCUCUCAGGACCUUAAGGUCAUGGAAAGAGAGAUAAACCUUAAAGAGGAAGAGCAUAACAUUCCCCCUAAACCCUGGUAUCACGGUGAUCCUGCUGAAGAAAGGGUAGUGGUGGAGAAGAUCCCUCCAACUCCUACCCUACCAGAUCCCAUAGAGUCCCUUGGGGACCUCCACUUGCGUCACUUCCAACUCGUUGAUGAUCAAACCCCUUACUUUGUGCAUACUAAGGCCGGAGCUCUUUGCUUCCGACAAGGGACUGAGUUAGCCGUUCCAAGGGACAGUCUGGGAAUGGGAGUUGCUACAGCAGCAAGUCGUAGGAUACUGGAGCUUCAGGAGGCGGUCAACCCAAUCAAGGCCGGAACCAAGAAAGGCAAGAGGCUGGUAAAAUGUGUGUGCCGUCCAGGUUGGCAUGGUCCUUACUGUGGAGUCCCCACCAUGGUGUACCAUUCUACCCUGCCUACCAAGGAACGGUUAAUGCCCAGGGAGGUGCCCCGUAGGGUUAUUAAUGCCAUAAAUGUCAACCAUGAGUUUGACCUUCUUCAUGUUCGCUUCCAUGAGCUAGCCCAGGCAGUGGACCUUUUCUUGGUGUGUGAGUCUAACUUCACGGCCUAUGGAGAGAGGCGCCCCUUGCGAUUUUUAAAUCUUCUCCAGAAUGGGACAUACGACUUAGUGCGGCAUAAGAUCCUGUAUGUGUUUUUGGACCAUUUUCCUGAAGGUGGGCGGCAGGAUGGCUGGAUCGCAGACGAUUACCUGCGCACCUUCCUGACACGCAACGGGAUAUCCCGCAUAGAUGGACUGCGGCCAGAUGACGUCUUCAUCAUCAAUGAUGCGGAUGAGAUUCCAGCCCAAGAGGGGAUCCUCUUCCUCAAACUUUUUGAUGGCUGGACGGAGCCCUUUGCAAUUCACAUGCGCAAGUCUCUAUAUGGCUUCUUCUGGAAGCAACUGGGAUCACUGGAGGUGGUAUCAGGGUGCACUGUGGGAAUGCUGGGUACCGUCUAUGACAAUGAUGGCAUCAAGCUUAGGCGACGAGAGUAUUACACCAUGCCUGGGUUCCGGAAGUAUGAGAAUGACACAGGCCACAUUCUGGUCCAGUGGUCGAUUGGGAGCCCUUUCCAUUUUGCAGGUUGGCACUGCUCCUGGUGUUUCACCCCAGAGGGGAUACGCUUGAAGCUCAUCUCUGCCCAGAAUGGAGACUUCCCCCGCUGGGGGGACUACGAGGACAAGCGAGAUCUCGACUACAUUCGAGAGUUGAUCCGAACAGGGGGCUGGUUUGAUGGGUCGUUGAUGGAAUAUCCACCCACGGACCCAAAAGAGCACAUGUACGCCCCCAAGUACUUGUUGAACAAUUAUGACCGCUACCGUUAUUUGCUCGAGAACCAGUAUCUUAAGGAGGGCAAGGUAGCAGGAGCUUAGUGCAUAAACAUUGAGGUUUUUGGCCGAGGGGUAGAGCUGAAGUGUCGUCCAAAUUCGGGGAAAGCACCACUAUGGACUUAUUUCCCCCCCCCUCCCAUUUCUGGCUCAUCCUAACCCUUGCCAACCUUCCAUCUCAUUUCCCUGGUUGAGGGUGGCAGGCUGGUGUUGUGGUUUUGCUACAAUGGGCUGGGUGUUAAUAACAGUGAGUGAAAUAGCGGGCAGAGUCUGCAUAGCUGACAAUAGAGACUCUGUACGCAAGGCACCUUAUACAAUCUUUCAAUGUUUCCUGCUCUAUCUGCUUCUCUGCCUCCCAUCGGUAAAUUGAGAAUGGAGUCCAUUAUGCUGUCAAAUGCUUUUUGUGAUAUUUUUCGGUCAUGCUGCACAAGUUCUAAUUGACUUUUCUCUCAGUUUUCUCAAUACUGUCAAAAUAAAAAAAACCAGCCAGUGCGAGUGCAGGAAGUGGAAGAAAGGGCCCCGUUUACUUGCUUGUAAUGUGAUCGUUCAUUAAAUCCAAUGAUAAAUGCUGAUUUGUAACCGGACCUCGCAGACAUGAGCCAGGGCCAUUCAAUAUGAAAAAAGUAUCAAUCGUGUAACAAGCUGCAGUAUGAGCCUUGAGACCAUGGUUGAGGUGGAUAGGGCCAGUAUGGUGUAAAUGGAAUAGAGGGGGUUAUCUGUUGGCCUUUGUCUCAGAAAACAUUGAGGGGGUAGAACAGCCUUCCUGAAUCCUCCGACUAUACUUCCCAUCAAGGUCUCUGUGCUUGCAGCAAGGGCAGUCAAACAGGGGGGAGAUAAGAUUGAUUUCAAGGACGUCUGAGUGACAGGGGAUCUAAAAAAAUUUGGAAAAUAAUUGGGUUGGUCUUGGUUGCGGGACCCAAAAUUCACAUCGAGACUCCAGCCGGCAGCAGCGUUUUUGUGAUCAGCAGAGGGGGGUGGAAUUUGCCUAGUGAAGGAGUUCAGUCCAGGCUGCUGCUGUUCAACAGGAAUCUAGAGCAGCACUCCAGCAUCCAGCAGAACUCAGCAGCGGCAGCUGAAAACCAUCCAAAGAGUUGGAGGGAAAAAGAUGAAAGAAUGCAGCAUGAGAAUUUCUGUGUCUCCUUGCCGCCGCAGCCGGCGUGCUUCUGCUGCUGAGCCCUCGGCUGGUCGCAUUGCACCUCCGCAAAAUCCAGGAUGUCUGUCUACCACUUGAACGUUGGUGGCACUUUACCUCCUUCCACUUGGCAGAUAAUUCUGGCCACCCACACCCCUGCAUGACUGCAGGAUGUCACUGUUCCCCUGGAGGCCCUGCCCUGCUCAGUGCCAACUACAUCAGGACAGAAAUAUAAAGCACUACCUGUAUCACAUGUACAUUUGAAACCCUCUGUUGUACCUGGCUGCAGCCAAUAAAGAUACUAGUACAUGUUCAGGCAGGACAGACCCCCCGACUGCUGGGUUGUAAGGCCUGAAACCUGAAUGCUUCGCUUGGAAGCCAAUAAGCCACGCCCCACUUUCCAAGUUCCGCUACUUCAUCGCUGCUGUAGUGGGACUUUGCACACCAAGUCUUUCACUCGCCAAGUGUCAAAGUGAUGUGGCAAAUAAAGUGAUUUGAGUUGGACUGCUAAA
Messenger RNA from Brienomyrus brachyistius, 3471 nucleotides. RefSeq names its product beta-1,4-mannosyl-glycoprotein 4-beta-N-acetylglucosaminyltransferase b (gene mgat3b). The coding region runs from base 1 to 1872 and encodes 623 amino acids. The transcript is spliced from 3 exons. Gene Ontology annotation, molecular function: beta-1,4-mannosylglycoprotein 4-beta-N-acetylglucosaminyltransferase activity. The record is from RefSeq and is a predicted model, not a curated record. Gene Ontology annotation, cellular component: membrane. NCBI's taxonomy places the organism in Eukaryota, Metazoa, Chordata, Actinopteri, Osteoglossiformes, Mormyridae. Gene Ontology annotation, biological process: N-acetylglucosamine metabolic process; protein N-linked glycosylation.